AUGGCGGGCGCUCCCUCGCGCGUGCACUACCUGUCCGACUUCUGUUGCCCGCCUGGAGGCCGAGUGCCGGGGAAGCCGCAUGUUCUGCGUCAUGAGGCGGAGGUCUUUCUGUCCGGCGGGCGCGAGUUCGUCUAUGUGUACGACCAGGAGGGCGGGCUGCUGACGGCGAUCUACCAGUUUCCCGACCAGGUGUGGCACCUGCAGCUCCUGGCCACCCGCAGGGCGCUCUACGUUCUGUGCGCGCGCACCGGCAUCUACUGCCUGUCGUUGGACUCACGGAGCAGGUCUGCGAGCCUGGCCUGUACAGAGGACAAAGAGGAUGAGGCUAACCCUCCCUGUGUGAUCCACGUGGACCCAGAUGCCUGCGUCCUCCCUGAUGCUGCACUCCGUGCCUUCGCUGUGCUGGACGAUGUGCUGGUCACCCUGGCACAGGGCUCCACCCAAUGGAAGAUGCAGCUAUUUGAGCUGCCUUGUCCAGGGGAGGAGCCUCUGCCUGGAGGCCAGCUUGGCGAGGUGGAGUUGUCCACUUGCACCCCUCCAGGUGGGGUGCCCGGGAAGCGUGCAGCCCCCUGCUUCCUGCCAGUGCUGCGCUGCGUGUUCCCACCAGACUCCAGGUUACCUCACGGUCACCCCCAGGGCUGUGGGUGCUUCAUGCUGGAGGAGGCCCUCUUCGGUCUACUCUUUGGGGUCGACGCCGCCCUCCUGCAGUCCCCUGUGGUCCUCUGCGGUCUCCCCGAUGGCCAGCUUUGUUGUGUGGUCCUGAAGGCCUUGGUUACUUCUGGGUCAGCCACCGGGGACCCGACGGCCCUGGUUAAGAUCCUGCAUCACCUGGAGGAGCCUGUGGUCUUCAUCGGUGCUCUGAGGGCAGAGCCACAGGCUGAGGAGGCGGCGAGAGAGCUGCUGCCUGGUGAGAACGUGCACUCUGACUGCCUGGUGGCGUUGGGCCACCAGGGCCGGACACUGGCCAUCAGGGCCAGCUGGAGCGAGGCAGGGAACCUGGUGCCGGAGCUCCGUGAGUACUGCCUCCCAGGGCCUGUGCUCUGUGCCGCCUGUGGCCGGGAUGGCCGCAUGUACCACAGCACCCCCUCAAACCUCUGUGUGGUAGACUUGACUAGCAGAGGCACGCCUUGGAACCCUGAGAAGCCAGAUGGGACCAUGGGAGGUCUGCCCUCCAUGCUGUGCCCAGCCAGCUUGAAUAUCUGCAGUGUCGUCGCUCUCUCUGUGUCGUCUAGAACACCCUCAGGUGGCACGGAGCUCCUGGCCUUGUCUUCUAAAGGACGCCUGAUUACCUGUAGCCUGGACUUGAGCCCUGAGGUGCCUGUGCCUGCCAAACUGACCAUGGCAAAUGCAGGCCAGAAGAUUAAAGAGCUGCUCUUGGACAUUGGCGACGUCUCUGAGAGGGUGUCCUUUCUGAAGAAAGCUGUUGACCAACGCAACAAGGCCAUAACAAGCCUCAACGAGGCCAUGAAUGUGAGCUGUGCCCUGCUCUCCAGUCAGGAGGGUGGUCGGCCCAUCUCCUGCACCAUCACUGUCUCCUGGAGCCGCCUGGAGUUGCGAGACAUGCUGAUGGCCACCUGCACACUGGAGAACAGUAGCAGCUUCUGCCUGGACCAGGGCUGGACCUUGUGUGUUCAGGCGCUAACAAGUUCCUCUGCCUUGGACCUGGACGGGGCGGGCUCGACGUUCACCUAUACCAUGCCAGUGGACAGCCUAGGCCCCGGCAGUCGGCGGGAAGUGACAUUGCCCCUGGGCCCUAGUGAGAGUGGCGCGCUUGACCUGCCAGUGACCAUGUCCUGCUGGCUCUUCUACAGCCUCAGGGAGGUGGUGGGUGGGGCCCUGGCCCCCUCGGACCCUCUAGAAGACCCUUAUUUGGAGACUCUCCCUCUCAACCUUCCUAAGCAAGAGGGUAUCUGUCUGCCCCUGUGCAAGCGCACAGUGGACAUGCUGCAGUGUCUGCGCUUCCCUGGCGUGGCCUCGCACCCUGCACAGGCCCCCUCUGUGCCUGGCCCUGCCUGUGAGCCCGUGGAGACUUUCCUGAAGACCUGCCAAGGCCCUGGCAGUGAGCCAUCGGGCGCUGCCUCCCUGCGGGCCAAGUACCUGCCUCCAUCCACAGCCUCCAUCCGGGUGUCAGCAGUGCUCCUCAGAACGGCCCUGGAAGACGGCCACGCAGAUUUCCAGCUGUGCAGUGCUACCCUGCGGUGGCUCCUUGCUGAGAACGCUGCUGUAGAGGUUGUGAGGGCCCAGGCACUGUCGUCCAUCCAGGGGAUUGCCCCAGACGGUACUGAUGUCAACCUCAUCGUCCAUGAGGUAGCUGUGACUGAUCUGAGCCCUGCAGGGCCCAUCCAGGCUGUGGAGAUCCAAGUGGAGAGCUCCUCUCUGGCCAACAUGUGCAGAGUGCACCAUGCUAUCAUCAGACGGAUCCAGACUAUGGUAACAGAGCAGGCAGCACAAGGCUCCAGCCCACCCGACCUCCGUAUGCAGUACCUACGCCAGAUGCACGCCAACCACCAGGAACUGCUUCGUGAAGUGCAGACACUGCGUGAGCAGUUGUGCGCGGAGGAUGAGGUGAGCUCCUGCUCCACAGCCCAGACGCUCUUACAGAUCUACAAACAGCUACGCAACCCGAGCCUCGUCCUGCUGUGACCAGCUGCUGGCCAGCUCCGCGUCACUGGGACACACUCGAGGCUGAGUGUUGGGGCUCGCCUGGCAGCGCCCCUCCACUGGAGCAUCUGCACCCCUGAUGAGAAGUGUCAUCACCCAAGUGCUCAGGCCAUGGAGACACAGGGUUUCUGGGGUUUGGGACUGACCUGCUGCUGCUGCCCCCAGCACCCCUCAGGAGCGUGGGCUGCCCCUCUGGAACCACCAGGUGGCAGAGUGCUCACUGCAACCAAAGCACAAAGAC
Acomys russatus (golden spiny mouse) is the source of this 2902-nucleotide messenger RNA. RefSeq names its product FA core complex associated protein 100 (gene Faap100). Bases 1 to 2643 code for a protein of 880 amino acids. Gene Ontology annotation, biological process: interstrand cross-link repair. Lineage: Eukaryota; Metazoa; Chordata; Mammalia; Rodentia; Muridae. Gene Ontology annotation, cellular component: Fanconi anaemia nuclear complex; nucleoplasm. The transcript has 10 exons. The record is from RefSeq and is a predicted model, not a curated record.